Molecule: messenger RNA, 1736 nt
Organism: Aedes albopictus (Asian tiger mosquito)
Lineage: Eukaryota; Metazoa; Arthropoda; Insecta; Diptera; Culicidae
Product: CLIP domain-containing serine protease B4-like
Exons: 5
Coding region: 474-1652 (392 amino acids)
Biological process (GO): proteolysis
Molecular function (GO): serine-type endopeptidase activity
Source: RefSeq, a predicted model, not a curated record
CUUUUGAAUAACGGUUUUUUGGUUUGUUGUGUCGUCAGACGACUGGCUAAAUUGAUUAACGUUUUACGCAAGAAGGAACGUUUUGCGAUAAGCAUUGAUUUAUGUAUGUUUCGAAUGUUGCAUAUCGUCGUCACUUGCUCUAUAUGUUGCGUUGUUCUGGGGGAUCCCCUGGAUUAAUUCCACUGUGUGGUUGAGUUUUUCUUCUAGUAAGUAGACAGAAGUGAGCGUGGAAGGGGGCAUUUUACUGGAUGUACCUACGAGUUGUUAUUACUGCUUCGAACAGCUAUUCUCUUGUGCUUUGUUAAUGAUUCUAUCAAAGUUAAAGAUAACAGAACUUGUAGCUCUUUCUUAGCUUUUGGUUUUUGUUUUUAUUAUCAAACAAGUUGGAAACAGAAUAGCCCAUCGUUUUUUUAAGUGUCGUUAUACUGCAAAGCAUAGUUUAGUGAACGUUGAGGUUUUGUUAUGAACGUGCAAUGAAGCCAACUACAUGUUUGUUUAUGUGUUGUAUUUUGGAGAUGUCAAGAUGGACAUAUUCAAAAAGAAUGUGUAAUUUGGAAGGUGAAUGUACAGCAACUAAUGGUCACCAAGGUAAAUUUGUUUUAAUCACGAGCUGUCCAGCAUUACUCAAAAUUGCCAUGAGUCCAACAAUUUCAUUAAAGCAGAAAAAGCAUCUCGAGGCACAUACAUGUGGAGACCAUGUUUGUUGUGAAGCGCCAAUGAUUUUGACCACUGCUCCCACCACUACUGCUAGUAGAAGCAUUCCUGAAUCUGAUUAUGAAGAUAUACCCACCACUGACAUUAUUCCUAGUAAUAGAAUGCUUGAAUCUGAUAAUGAUGAUUCAUCAUUACUACCGGAAGAGAAUGAUUGUGGCUUGGAACCCGGAGUGGAACGAAUCAUCGGUGGAAAUGUUACUAAAAUAGAUCAAUUUCGAUGGACGGUGGCUUUGGAUUUCGAUUCCCCAAGCAAAAAAGGCGUUCGGUGUGGAGGUUCACUGAUCAACACAAGAUAUGUAUUGACUGCAGCACAUUGUGUAGGCAAAGUGCGAGAAGAAGAUCUUACUCUUCGCUUGGGUGAAUGGGAUAUCGAUCAACAUAAAGAUUGCGAAAAUGACGAUCCAGAAGAUUGCAAUCCUGAAGUUAUAUUUGCGGAAGUGAGCCAGAUAAUUAUUCAUCCCGGAUAUAGAAGAAAUGGUCACGAUAUUGCGCUCAUAAGGAUGAAGCAACCUCUGCCAAAGAAUUACACGACACAUAUUUUGCCCAUAUGUUUGCCAAAUGCAACUGAUCUCAUUCACAAUUCUUUUACCAACAAAAAUGUCAGUGUUGUUGGUUGGGGGCGAGCAGAGAAUGUAACCACAAGUCGGUACAAAAUGUAUGCAGAGAUUACAACUAUAAGCAAUGAGAAGUAUAAACAUGUCACAGGAAAACCAAUAGAAGAUAAUCAAAUGGCUGCUCAAUCCUCAUCGAAGGCCUAUCGUGACUCCUGUACUGGCGACUCAGGAGGUCCCUUACAAAUUCAAAUAAAUGGUACGUACUAUCUCAUUGGGAUUAUCAGCCACGGACCUCGUUGUGGAGAAUAUACGAUACCAGCGGUUUACACCAGAGUCACGUCAUACAUGGAAUGGAUAUUGAAAUCAAUAAAACAGUAUAUGUAACAGUCACUAUCAAUAUUUUGAAACCGUCAACAUGAAACUCGUUUCAAUAUACCAAUAAAUAUUUGAAUAUAAUUGAAAAAUAAU